AAUAAUUGGAUAAUAAUGUCACAACCUAAUUUAUUAGACAUAGUUCCCGACCAGUUAUUUCAGAAUCAUUCUAUCGCCGAUAUUGACCAAGUUCAAAAGAAACUACAAUAUGAAAUCGAAAGAAAACGGGAAGAUUUACGUGCUAUGGUUGGUGAACGGUACCGGGACCUCAUCCAAGCAGCCGAUACAAUAGAGGAAAUGAAGAUUACAACAGGUAGUACGCUUAACCACAUCACGGACAUGAUGGUUGCUUGUAGGAACCUCCACAAUACACAUUUGGUUGGAUUUAAGAUUGAGGAUAAACCACCACCGCAAAGUUUUCAGUUAAACACAAACCCGGUUCAUGGAUUAGCUGUGCAAGUAAAAUUAUUAAUGGAAAUACCGGAGAAAAUCUGGAUGUGUAUAGAAGCUGAGGAGUUCGUGACUGCAACACAGCUUUUUAUCAUGGCUCGACACGUCAAUACUGGUCUACAACUACAAAUUGGGGGCAAAAAUAUAAAGCCGAGUAUGCAGUCACUGCAAAGAUUAGUGCAGCAGCAAUGGAAUUCUGUCUCCAACUUCAAUCAAACCAUCAUUGAUGUCUGCAGGCGGAAGUUACAAGACAUUGAUAUUACUGUCGAGGUUGCCUGUUCCUGUUUAGUAAGUUUGUACUUACUAGACUCCCAAACGAUGGUCGAGCUUUUAAACUCUCUAAUAGCUCUUCAAAGCAACAGCAGCCUCAACUCGACUCUUCAGUUCGAUCUUUCUAACAUACUAGAAGGAGACAUCAAAGCCAAGAUCAAGGAGAAAAUUGUGAACGGCGUUAAAAUUGUUUUGAAAACUGUGGUUCUGGUGUAUGCUUGUUUUGUUGAUAAUGAAGGUGGCGCAGUCCUAUCGAAGCUUAGAGAUUUGUUCAGGAAGGACUCACAACCACUUGUGCAGUUGGUACACUUUAGUGACCCCGCCGCGUUGACAUUGUUGCCACCCGUCAUUUCCAACUAUAGAUUGACAUCAAACAAAGACGUUGAAGCUUUACCCAAAGAGGAGAUAACAAAUUGCGUUCAAAAAUGGAGCGUGUGGGUGAAGUCAUUCAUUGACGAAAACGUGAAGACUCUGUUGCAAAACAUCACGAGGGUGAAAGUGCUGCAUGAGAUAAGGGAGGAGGCUUUUAAGAUUGAGACCCCGUCCAAAUGGUCGACCAUCUGUUCGUCACUGGACAUACCAGAAGUGCACAUCUGGUGUUAUUACUUCCAACCAUUGCUCACAUCGCGUGUAAAAUCAAUAAUAGACAACCGAUGGUUAAAAAUAUAUGACUCGUUCAAGACCCAGUUGUUGAUCGACUUGAGUAAGCCUCUUGAGAACGAAGUGGAGAAGGAAGCUGAUAUUAAUUGGUUCGUCUGGAAGGACCUUAUUGGAGAGACGAUCAUUGAGUCAAGAAGCGAUGUUGUCAAGGUCAUGAAUUCGCUUAUGAAAGGCAUGUCUCGCCAAGAUCGCGGCUACACACCAAAUCUAGAAAAACUCUGCUUUACUCUGGACGCCGAGCUACAGAAGCUUCUGGAAGAUCUAAGAAUAUAUCUAUACCGUGAUCGUAAAAUGUCCAGCCCCCGAGACAAGUUGCUGUUUACUUAUGAUGAUGUGGACGACGCUGAUCAAGUGUACAGCGAUAAAGGCGAUAUUGAAUUGUACCUCAGAGAUAUUUCUGAUAAGAAUAUUCAAAGCAUGCUCCAAUACAUAAAAGCGUGUUUCGAAGAACAAACGCUGCAAUCAAACGAAUUGCAACAGAAAACAACAGCCAUCUACACGGCGCGAUUCAUCCAAGCAAUAACCACACUUGCGCCCCAUUUACGUAAGAGUUAUAUUCCUGAAGAAUUUGAUUCUUUAGGAGUUGUCACCAUAGAUGAUAAUGCGUUGAAAAGGUGGAAUGCACUUUGUAGUAAUUUGAAAGAUAAUUAUUUGUACUGUUGGAGUAAGUGGGUGGACAUUGUUAUGACAAAGGUGACGGAGUUGACUGGGCACCUUCCUCAAGAAUUCACAUUGGAGGCCAAUAUUGAUUAUUUAAUGAUGCAAUGGGACGUUAUAAAAAUUGAAGAGAAAGACGAAGAGGGCAACGCGAUAGAAUCGACAAUAAAAGUACCGGCUGGCCCAUCAUUGAAAUUGCAAGAGUAUCUCUACGCCGUCAGCCGUAUUCUAGACGAAGUUGUUCCGCACACGUUACCUUUUGAAAUUCAUACAAAUUUCAUUGAAAAAGUUACUACUAUUACUUUCGAUCAUUACAAUGAAGUAAUUAGAGAGAAAGAAGCAGAUAUAAACCAGAGAUGCGCGCUUCAAUUGUUAAUGGAUGUCCGCCAUUUGACUAUGCUAAUGGUACCAAGGGAGAACAAGAAAUCUAUGGACUUUUCUCACGAAAUUUGCGAGUUUCUAAGGCAGAAAAUAGAUCCAUUUGACUACGACGUGUUCUAUCCUUUUAUACAGACUAAUUUGAAGAGAUCGGUACAGAGGGUACAGACACUCCUGGGCAGCCUCAUCCUCCACCACGGCCAGCUGACCGGCAUCAUCGGCAGCAAGCCGGUGCUGUCGGGCGGCAGCGGCGACAAGGCCGCGGCGCUGCUGGCGCACGGCGACGCGCUCUGGUUCUCGCUGCUGCCCGUCGCCGCGCCGCACGCCGCCCUCAAGAAGCAGGACAAGCCCACAAAGAAGAAACCAGUAUCGUCAAGCCCUAACAAGUCCCGUCCGGAUAUCUCCGAACUGAUGACGGCCUCCCUGCCGAUUAACUUCGCAAACGCACGCUCCGGCGCAGCUUCGUUCUUCUCUAUGACCAGCGAUUGGUUUAGUGGUAGCGGUAGCAACUAUUAACGAGUCUUCUAAGUAGGUGGAUCUAGACAUAUCGUUGAAUGGCUAGGAGUUUCCCAUGUUUUCAUCGCAGAUAAAUCUAUAAUAUGCCAUUACAUUACUGGAUGUAUGCAAAAGUAUUUUUUGACGUGAUAGAUUGAAGUGUACUUAAAAAGGUCACGUCAAAAGUACCUACAUAGAAAAUACAGGCGUCUGUGGAUGGAAUGAUGUGAAUGGAAGCGAGAGGUUGGCAUAUUACUAUGUCUGCUGACGAUAUUUAACUGAAAUAUUAUACUGAAAUUGUUAAUAAAUAAAUACUA
Messenger RNA from Hyposmocoma kahamanoa, 3128 nucleotides. It is a transcript of the gene Cog1, whose product is annotated as conserved oligomeric Golgi complex subunit 1. Gene Ontology annotation, cellular component: COG complex; Golgi apparatus. NCBI's taxonomy places the organism in Eukaryota, Metazoa, Arthropoda, Insecta, Lepidoptera, Cosmopterigidae. The coding region runs from base 16 to 2832 and encodes 938 amino acids. The record is from RefSeq and is a predicted model, not a curated record. Gene Ontology annotation, biological process: intra-Golgi vesicle-mediated transport. The transcript has 13 exons.